UAAAUCAGUAAAUCAUAAUAAUCGCGUUUAUACAUUUAAAAAUGAGUGGAAGAAUGUGAUAUAUACAUACAUGGAUGUGUACGUAUAUCUCUCCACCUUUUACAGUGUGUCAUUCUGAGACAGUACUCUCUGUCUCUUCCAACCAAAAAGAAAAAAAAGAACAGAAAAAAAAAACCCAACCGAGGAAUAAAAUGCCGAUGAAUCAUUGAGGAGAGAGAAAGAAGCUGGAAAAAAUAAUGGGGUGAAAGUGUAAUUUAGCGGCUGAGGUGGGUUUUUUUCAUUACAGCGGCUGCUGAUCAAAGGCUCUGUUUGGGUUUUCAGAUUUAUGCGAGAUAGUUCUAUAACCGGUGUAAAAGUCUGGGUUUUCCGGAAUCCACCGGAGUUGCAUUUCUGUUCUUCGCCGGAGUAAUGGCAAACUUGUCGCAUUCAGAAUCGAGACGCUUGUAUUCUUGGUGGUGGGAUAGCCACAACACACCAAAGAACUCAAAAUGGCUCCAAGAAAAUCUCACAGAUAUGGAUGGCAAAGUGAAAUCGAUGAUCAAGCUCAUAGAAGCGGAUGCAGACUCAUUCGCGAGGCGGGCCGAAAUGUACUACAAGAAACGGCCCGAGUUGAUGAAGUUUGUGGAGGAGUUCUACCGAGCUUACCGUGCGCUAGCAGAAAGGUACAACCACGCCACGGGUGAACUUCGCCAAGCCCAUCGAACCAUAUCGGAGGCAUUUCCCGAAGAAGUACCUUUCGAACUCGGUGAUGACUCGCCUUCGAAAACUGAGCCUCUCACACUAGAAGUAAAAAGACGCGUGCAUGCGUUGUUCGAUGCUGACGAAUUGCUUCAAGAUUCCGAUGCAGGGUCGAAAAAACGGGGUUUGAAGCAAUUGCAUGAAAUGCUUCGAGACAAAGAAGCAUUGCUUCAAAGUUCAAAUUUUUCCGACAAAGGAAUAAACGGGAGUAAUGAAGUUGAAGGGUUAAAGAAAGCCCUUUUGGAUAUCGAAGCUGAAAAGGAAGAUCUGCUACUCCAGUACCAACAAUGUCUUGUAAAGCUUUGUAAAAUCGAGGGAGAGAUAAAUGAGGCUCAAAAAAAAUCGGGCAGAGCUGAAAUCGAAGCCCAAGCUUUGAAGGAAGCUCUCAUUCAAUUAGAGGCUGAAAAGAAUGCGGGAAUGGUCAAGCAGAAAGAGUAUUUGGAGAGGAUAUCUGAUCUCGAGGCUAUGGUUUCGAAAUUCCAAGAAGAUACGAAGGGGCUCGAUAAAAAAGCGUUCGAAGCAGAAAGUGAAUCUCGAACUCUAAAAGAUAAAAUGUCGGGAUUAGAGCUCGAAAAGGAGACGGUGAUGCAACAGUACAAACAGUGCCUCGAAAAAAUAUCGGACUUGGAGAACAAAAUCUCUAUAAUCGAAGAUGAGGCCAGCAUUCUUAAGAAACGAGCCGAGAGAGCUGAAGCUGAAGUUUCUGAACUGAAAAGGGCGUUUGCUAAUCUGAACAAGGAGAAAGAAGCUUCGGCCCUGCAGUACAAGUGCUGCCUGGAAAUCAUAUCCAAGCUCGAGAAAGAUAUAUCGAGCUUGACUAAUAAAGUCUCGAUUGGAAAUGCGAAGCUCAAGACUACCGAAGCGAAGUGUGCGCUGUUCGAGAAGUCGAAUCAAUCACUGCGAGUCGAGGCGGAUAAUCUCGUGAAAAAGAUUGCUGCGAAAGAUCAAGAACUCUCAAAAAAGCAGGGCGAAUUGGAGAGUCUUGAAGUGCGUUUAAAGGACGAGCAUUCACGUCACGAAAAAGUCGAAGCCACUCUCGAGACUCUGCAAAAUUCGCACUCUAAAUCUCGAGAUGAUCAAAUGGCUCUGACGCUUGAGCUCAAAAAUGUAGUUCGAAAGCUGAAAGAAACUGAAGCUAGCAAAAAUUGCUUGGAAGAAGAGAUUCGGCAGGUUAGAGAUGAAAACGAUGGUUUGAGCCGAACGAACUCUUCUAUGGAGAGUAUGCAGACUGAAAUCUUUAGUUUGAGGGAGAUUAAGGAAAGGCUCGAAAAGGAAGUUUCGCACCACAUUGGAAUAACUAUUUCUCUUCAAAGGGAGAUUUUGAAUUUGAAAGAAGAAAUCGAAGGAUUGAAUAGGCACUAUCGGGAUUUAGUGGAGCAAGUGGAAGAAGCAGGUCUCGACCCCACGUGUGUUUUGAUUUCGAUAAAGUGCUUGCACGAGGAGAAUUCGAAGCUGAGGCAGCUAUGCGAAAACGGCAGAAACGAGAAAGCAAUCAUGUCGAAGAAGCUAGAGAAUAUUGAAGACGCAUUGCUGGAAUCGGGCCAAUUUAUUUACGGAGAAAAAACUGCUUUAGUUGCUGAGAAAGCUUCUAUUCUGUCUCAAUUACAAGCCAUGACCGAGAAUAUGCAGAGUUUAGUGGGAAGAAACGCCGUUUUGGAGAAUUCACUAUCCACCGCCAAAAUCGAGCUCGAAGGUUUGAGGGAAAAAUCAAAGGGAUUAGAGGAGAUUUGCGAAUUGCUCAAGAACGAAAGAUCGUAUCUUUUGACCGAAAGAGGCAGUUUAGUUUCGAAGCUGGAAAAUGUGGAGAGAAGGCUGCAGAUUUUGGAGAAAAGAUUUAUGGGGUUGGAAGAAAAAUACACUGAUUUAGAGAAAGAGAAAGAAGCCAUGCACGAUCAAGUCGAAAAGCUCAAGCUUUCGUUGGAUGAGGAAAAUCAAGAACGAACGAGCUCUCAGAUUUUGAGCGAAACCCGAUUGGCUGGGCUCGAAAAUCAAAUCCAUCUCCUUCAAGAAGAGAACACGUGUAAGAAGAAGGAAACAGAGCAUGAACUCGAUAAAGCUUUGAAAGCGCAGUUCGAAAUAUCCAUCUUGCAUAAAUUUAUAAAAGAUAUGGAAGAGAAGAACUACUCUCUCAUUGUCGAGUGUCAAAAACACGUCGAGGCAUCGAAAUUGGCGGAGAAACUGAUAUCCGAGCUGGAGGGUGAAAGUCUUGAGCAGCAAGUUGAAUCUGAGCUCCUAUUGGAUGAAAUCGAGAGGCUGAGAUUGGGAAUAUAUCAAAUUUUCAGGGGAUUGGAAAUUGCUCCUGAGGAAAAGGUUGUCGAAAACGAACAAACUUUCUUGCAUUGUAUUCUUGAAAGUAUUGAAGAUAUGAAAUGUUCUCUUUCGGAAUACGAGGAUGAAAAGCAAGAGCUCUUGGUUGAGAACUCGGUUCUUUUAACUCUUCUCGAGCAGUUGGAGUCAAAGGGCGUGGAAAUCGAGACGCGGAAAAUACACUUGGAGCAAGAGUCGAAAAUCAUGGCUGAGAAGCUUAGUGCUGUCGAACACGAAAAAAACGAACUUGUGGAAAUAAACGGGAAGUUGAAAUUGGAUGUGAGUGAAGGUCGUGAAGAAGCUGCUGUACUCGAGGCUGAAUUCGGGAGUCUUCGUGUCAAACAAGCUGAUUUGCAGAAGGCGUAUAAUGCAUUACAGGCAGUUUACUCUAAAGUGAAUCAAGAAAAUACGUAUUUGUUGAAGAAGUUUUCGGUUCUGAAAGAUGAGAAAUACGAGUUAGAGCGGUAUAACGAGGAUGUAAUUCUUGAACUUUUAGCAACUGCUAAUGUAUCUGAAGUCUUGAGGAGUUUCGGGAGAGAGAAAGUCGAAGAAGUGAAAUUACUUCUCGCAGAUCUGAACCGACAAAAUGAGGUCAAUAUUAGCCUCGAAAAGGAAAUGAGUGUAUUGAUAGGGAAGCUUGAGUUGCAAAAGGCUGAAAAUUUAGCCCUGAAAGAUGCCGUUUUUAGCUUGGAGAUCGAGAUGGAUGUGGUCAAAGAAUGCAAUGUUCGAAUGAACCAGGAUGUAAUAAAUGGUAAAGAGAGUUUGCUUCAGACACAAACAAAGCUCUUAGAUGCAGAAACGAAGCUCGAAGCUGCGGAAAAAUCGAACUUAACUCUGUGCACAACAAUGGGCGAAAUGAAGAAGGAAAACGAGAGCCUUCACAUAGCGAACAAGAAUUUGGAGUCAGAAAUUUGCUUACUUCGUCAAGAAAGAGAAGAAAAUAAAACGAGAGAGCAGAAUUUGAGCAACGAAUUCGAGCUAUGGGAAGUUGAAGCAUCGACGUUUUGCUUCGAUCUUCAGGUUUCGUCCGUUAAUGAAGUCUUGCUGAAAAAUAAAGUGCAGGAGCUAACUGGGGUUUGUCGGAUUCUCGAGGAAAAAGAUGGUUCAAAGUCAACGGAGAUUGACCAAUUGAAAAGAAAGAUUUCUUUAAUGGAGAACGAAAUUAGUGGAUUGAAAUCCCAACUGCAUGCAUAUGCUCCAGUCGUAGCUUCACUUAGAGACGACAUAUCAUUCAUCGAGCAUAAUGCACUGCUUCGCUCAAAGGUUAAAGCAGCCGACAAUCGAGACACCGAGUUUCUAGCAGCUAAGGUUGAUCUUCCGGAAGAUCAAUCCCUUGCCAGUUUGCAGAAAUUGCAGAUGAGAGUUAAGGCAGUUGGAAAAUUGAUCGAAGAAUCGAAUAAUAGCAAAAGACAAGAACCUGGUACGAGUGAGAAUGACAAGCUUAAGAACCACUGUCUUAUUAGAGACAAGCACGAACAUAGCAGCCGAAAAACGAAGAUGCUGAUGAAAGAUAUCCCUCUCGAUAUAGUCGUCUCGCACAGCUCAGAACUGAAGAGAGGCAGUGUUAGAACGGACGAUCAUUUGAUGCUCGAGAUGUGGGAAACUGCUGAUGUGGACGGGAAAAAUCGGGACCAAACAACAAUCGGAGACUCGCGUAGAAUUUCGUACAAGUUGAGGCAAAGGGACAAAUCGCAGUACAAAUCCGACCCUCCGUCGACCGAUUCGGAUGUGGAGAAAGAGCUGAGUGUGGAUAAGCUAGAGCUUUCGUCAUCAUCGUCAAGAAUCAGUACUACUAAGCCGAAUCAAGAAUCGAACGGCGUAAAGAUUCUUGAAAGGCUCUCGUCCGAUGCAAAAAAGCUCGAGAAUCUUCACGUAACCGUCGAAAACUUGAGAACGAAACUGGAGACGAACAAGAAGAUUAGAAAGGCGAAGAGCAUCGAUUAUGUGGCGGUCAAACAAGAGCUCCGUGAAACGGAGGAUGCGGUAGUGUAUUUAGUGGAUCUGAACAGUCAACUCGUGAAGAAUAUCGAAGAGUGCCCGAAAGAUGAAAUGGCUUCGCCUCGAAUGAGAGAGACCCUAAAAACGUGGAGAGUUAAAGUAACCGAGCAGGCGGAAAAAGGGUCCGAAAAAGUCGAUCAGUUGCAAGUCGGGAUACAGAAGAUUCAGUGCAUGUUGUUGAAAGUGGAGGAUGAGAAAAUGGUGAGUAAAGGGAGGAAUAAGUUCUUGAGGAGCAAAAGUAUUAUUUUGAGGGAUUUCGUUUACAAUGGAAGGAAAAAUAGCGGGAGGCGGAAGAAGGGCCCGAAUUGUGGCGGGUGCUUUAGACAGUCGACUAGUAGGAAUGAGAACGGUUCGUUUUCUUGAGGUUUGCGAGUAAUUUAUGACAAGAGGUCUUGUUCUUGUACUUUGUGUUAGGAUUGUUUUGUUGUCUUUUAGUUUGAUGGAACUGAGUUUAUUCUUAGUAUUGAGGAACUGGUAAUGUUUGGAUUUGUUCUAAUUUGAAUAAUUUAUUUAAGUUAUUGUUUUUUUUUUAGCCUUU
Erythranthe guttata (spotted monkey flower) is the source of this 5581-nucleotide messenger RNA. RefSeq names its product protein NETWORKED 1A. Gene Ontology annotation, molecular function: actin filament binding. Gene Ontology annotation, cellular component: plasma membrane. Lineage: Eukaryota; Viridiplantae; Streptophyta; Magnoliopsida; Lamiales; Phrymaceae. The record is from RefSeq and is a predicted model, not a curated record.